AUGGAUGCCGAGAUGCUGCUAAAGAACGAGGAUGACAGAGCCUUCCUGAUGAACAAGCUCGAGGAGCUGAUGGAAAAGCACGGAUUCGACAGCAAGAUAGGCGAGUUUGUCGACAGCCUUGUGGAUACGAGGAUGGCAGAUGUGGCCGACAUCAACCAGAUAUUUGACAAGCUCUAUGAUUUCGUGAUAACAAACCUGCCUCCAGAGAUCCAGGAGGCAUUCUAUUACGACGUAAGAAGUUUUAUAGAAAGAAGCAGCGGACUCCUGGAUCAGUGA
Molecule: messenger RNA, 276 nt
Organism: Encephalitozoon cuniculi GB-M1
Lineage: Eukaryota; Fungi; Microsporidia; Unikaryonidae
Exons: 1
Coding region: 1-276 (91 amino acids)
Source: RefSeq, marked provisional